UAUAUACUGUGCUUUUAAUUGGACAAAAGUCAGGAGUUAUCCGGAAAACCCGAUUUGGAUAUAAACAAUCAACUUUUGAGACAGGUUCAAGUAUUUAACUAAUACAGCAAAAUGCCCCGAAUCAUGAUAAAAGGUGGGGUGUGGAGGAACACCGAGGAUGAAAUUCUAAAAGCGGCGGUUAUGAAAUAUGGCAAAAAUCAAUGGUCCCGUAUUGCGUCCCUUCUGCAUCGUAAGUCCGCUAAACAGUGCAAGGCCCGCUGGUACGAGUGGCUAGAUCCCAGCAUUAAGAAGACCGAGUGGUCACGGGAGGAAGAUGAAAAAUUGCUGCAUUUGGCUAAGCUAAUGCCCACGCAAUGGCGUACAAUCGCGCCUAUUAUUGGACGAACGGCGGCGCAGUGCUUGGAACGAUAUGAAUAUUUGCUCGACCAAGCUCAACGCAAGGAAGAUGGGGAGGAUGCUGGAGACGAUCCACGUAAAUUAAAGCCAGGUGAAAUCGAUCCAAAUCCAGAGACAAAACCUGCCCGCCCCGAUCCAAAAGAUAUGGACGAAGAUGAAUUGGAAAUGCUAUCAGAAGCGCGUGCACGUCUUGCCAACACACAAGGCAAGAAGGCUAAGCGCAAGGCUCGCGAAAAACAGUUAGAAGAGGCUCGACGUUUGGCAGCGUUGCAGAAGCGUAGAGAGCUUCGUGCUGCGGGUAUUGGCAGCGGCAACCGAAAACGAAUCAAAGGCAUUGACUAUAAUGCAGAAAUCCCAUUCGAAAAACGUCCGGCUAUCGGAUUCUACGAUACAUCAGAAGAAAACGUCGAAAAACUUGGGCCGGACUUCAACAAGAUGCGUCAACAAGAUCUAGAUGGUGAGUUGCGCUCAGAAAAGGAAGAGCGAGAGCGAAAGAAAGAUAAGCAGAAACUGAAGCAACGCAAGGAGAACGACAUGCCCUUAGCUAUGCUACAAAAUUUGGAACCCGAAAGGAAACGAUCGAAGUUGGUGCUGCCUCAACCGCAGAUUUCAGAUCAGGAAUUACAGCAGGUUGUCAAGCUUGGGCGUGCUAGUGAAGUAGCUAAGGAGGUCGCAGGUGAAAGUGGAGUUGAAACGACAGAUGCACUAUUGGCCGAUUACUCUAUAACACCGCAAGUUACAGCGACGCCACGCACCCCUGCGCCAUUUACCGAUCGCAUAAUGCAGGAGGCCCAAAAUAUGAUGGCCCUGACACACGUAGAUACGCCAUUAAAAGGUGGGGUUAACACACCAUUACACGAAUCCGAUUUCUCUGGAGUACUACCAAAAUCAGCUACAAUUGCAACACCCAACACUGUAAUUGCCACACCAUUCAGAACACAACGCGGAGGCGAGGCCGGCACACCUGGAUUCGCGACCCCGGCUUCCAAUGCACUUGUGCCAGUAGGCAAAACACCGCACGCUGGCUUGGGUCAAACCCCCAUACUCGUUCGAGACAAACUAAGCAUUAACCCAGAAGACAAUUUAAACGUCGGCGAUACGCCAGCAAUAUAUAAAAACUAUCAAAAACAACUGAAAAGCUCCUUACGCGAAGGCUUAGCAACGCUGCCUGCUCCGCGCAAUGAUUACGAAAUUGUUGUGCCAGAGCAUGACGAUCAAGAACCUUCUGAGGCAACCACGGUAAACGUGGUCGAGGACCAAGCAGAUGUAGACGCCCGCGCAAUAGCAGAGGAAAAUAUCAAACGCAAGCGGGAGCUGGAGAAACGUUCACAGGCUAUUCAACGCCAACUGCCGCGUCCAACUGAAGUCAACACCAAGAUUUUGCGCCCUCAAUCUGAAAAGCAAAAUCUCACUGAUAUGCAAAAAGCCGAAGAGCUGAUUAAACAUGAGAUGAUCACAAUGCUUUUAUAUGAUUCGGUGAAAGAUCCAGUGCCAGGACAAUCACAAAACAAAAUUGAACAGCUACAAAGUUACUUCAAAUCGAAUCCCUAUGAAGAAUUCAAAAAGCUAGAUUUAGAGAAGGCGGGAAACUUGAUCAAAGAAGAAAUGGAAGUUGUUAAAGAGGGCAUGGGACAUGGCGAUUUACCGAUGGAUGUCUACUCGCAAGUGUGGCAAGAGUGUUUGGGCCAGGUGCUUUAUUUGCCGUCGCAAAACCGAUAUACGCGCGCAAAUUUGGCAAGCAAGAAAGACCGUUUGGAAUCGGCCGAGAAGCAAUUGGAGCAAAACCGGCGCCAUAUGGCUAAGGAGGCGAAGCGUUGCGCCAAAAUUGAAAAGAAACUAAAAAUCUUAACCGGCGGCUAUCAAGCGCGCGCACAGGCAAUGAUCAAGCAGUUGCAAGACACAUACGAUCAAAUCGAGCAAAAUUCACUGGCCUUGUCAACGUUCAAAUUUCUGGCCGAGCAGGAGGCAGUGGCCAUACCCAGGCGUUUAGAGUCGCUGCAAGAGGAUGUGCGUCGGCAGAUGGAGCGUGAAAGGGAAUUACAACAGAAAUAUGCUAAUUUGCGCGAGGAGCUUGAGCAAGCGCAACAAGAAAUAGAAGCCUAUAAAAACAGCGAGCAGAAUACGGAUUUUGCAAAUUGAAUGCAUAGCAAAGCUACAAACAAUUCAAAAGCUAAUUGCAAACUAUAAACUCUAUGCUUAAUUUAAAAUAAAACAAAUUCAUUCUACUUUCAAUCUAA
This is a messenger RNA of Rhagoletis pomonella (apple maggot), 2633 nucleotides long. RefSeq names its product cell division cycle 5-like protein (gene Cdc5). NCBI's taxonomy places the organism in Eukaryota, Metazoa, Arthropoda, Insecta, Diptera, Tephritidae. The transcript has 7 exons. Gene Ontology annotation, molecular function: RNA polymerase II transcription regulatory region sequence-specific DNA binding; DNA-binding transcription factor activity, RNA polymerase II-specific. Gene Ontology annotation, cellular component: Prp19 complex; spliceosomal complex. Gene Ontology annotation, biological process: regulation of transcription by RNA polymerase II; mRNA splicing, via spliceosome. The record is from RefSeq and is a predicted model, not a curated record. Bases 112 to 2535 code for a protein of 807 amino acids.